AUGGAAAACGGCAACUACCAGGCAGUUCUCAAACUUUACGACGAUCUGCUGGACGUGCCGACUUAUUGCUACAAUUCGAACUUCGACAGCUUCAAGGAGUUUGUCAACUCUCAAGAACCGCACAACAUCCUUUCAUCAUCCGAGUAUGAAGCGAUUCUGCCGCAGGUCAUAGAAGAGCUGAAAGCAGAGGACGCCAAUCUGUUUAAAGCCGACGAGCUCACAAAAGAAGAUGCAGUCGAAGAAAACGGCACUGUGGACUCGAAGAAUGUGCCUACUAAAGUUAACCGAAAAUAUACACCCGAAGGUUUGAAGCUCUUCCGUGCGAAAAUCAUCGAAAAGCGAAAGUAUCGGUUUCUGAAAGCCGAAGAUGAAGUUAGCAAAAGAUGGAAUUUUGAAGAACAGAUUAAAAGACCAUACUUUCACGCAAAGCCUCUGGAACGCAGUGAGCUGAAAAACUGGCGACAUUACUGUGACUUCGAGAUCGAAGAAGCUGAUCCCGUGAGAAUCAAGUUUCUGUUCGAGAGAUGCAUGAUAGCAUGUGCCUUAUACGAGGAUAUGUGGCUCAGGUACGCGCGCUACAUGGAAAGGGUAGACAAUGAAGGCGCUCGUUCUGUGUACCGAAGAGCUUGCCUUGUGCACUUGAUAAAGAAUCCGAACCCCCAUUUGGCCUGGUCGGCGUUCGAAGAGAAGUGUGGAAACUACGAAAAGGCGCGAACCAUUUUGGUGGAUUUUGAUCGCUCAUUCCCUGGUAGUUUGUUGAUUAAGGCGAGACAGUUGGGAUUAGAGAGGCGAAUGGCUGUUCAUUCAGCUAUGCGUGAAGAUGGCGACGGUAUUCCUGAUUUUGAAGACUUUUGCAAACACUGUGAAUUGCUGUUCAACGACCCAAAGGUUCCGUCGAAAAUCGCUUCAUUCUACGCUAUUAAAUACGCCAGGUUUCAUUCCAAGAGCAAUGUCCACAUUUACUUUGAACUAGUCACCUUGGCAUACAACCGAAGACCGUUUAACGUAGCUGAAGUAGUUGCUGAACUGGAUCGCGCUUUGGAUAGUCCUGAUCUGGCAGAUGCGGAUAAGCUACGUUUCUCGCAAAAGAAGCUGGAAUUUCUCGAGGAUUUUGCAGAUGACAUAGAAGAGUGA
Messenger RNA from Soboliphyme baturini, 1134 nucleotides. The record is from the annotation of a GenBank genome assembly. Lineage: Eukaryota; Metazoa; Nematoda; Enoplea; Dioctophymatida; Soboliphymatidae.